This is a messenger RNA of Microplitis mediator, 1938 nucleotides long. RefSeq lists its product as uncharacterized. The record is from RefSeq and is a predicted model, not a curated record. The transcript has a single exon. Bases 42 to 1886 code for a protein of 614 amino acids. NCBI's taxonomy places the organism in Eukaryota, Metazoa, Arthropoda, Insecta, Hymenoptera, Braconidae.
CGAACGAGUUAUGCGAUUAUUUAGAAUCAAAUCUAAAAAACAUGACGAAAAAGACUUUAUUUAUAUUUGCAAUAGCAACUAUUGUAAUAGUAUCGAUCAUUACAUUCAUUGCAUUCCGCACUAAUCCAGAAGGCGAGUUGGACCCGAUAAAAACAGCUAUGAUCAGUAGAUUCAUAGAUCCAAAAUAUGCAAUAACUGCGGAAAAGUAUCAUGAAAAUCCCGCGAAUACAUUUAAAACCGAACUCAAGGAACAAUUAUAUGAAGUCGUAGACUUUGGUAUUGCGCUGUUAUCAUUGUACCUAUUGGACAAUACAAAGACUCAGUAUUUAAAAGACGUUGAAGAUUUAAUAAAAAGAAUACAUGACAAAAUAGAAGGGCCAGUAAGCGAAGAUAAAAAAAAGCGUUGGGAUGAAAAUUGGUACUAUUAUUCCGUUUUAUUGAAUCGUUUGUUCGCAAUGUACGAGUACAUCGGAAACAAUAAAGACAUCAUCACGAUUUGUCACGAAAGAAUUAUUCAGAUAACGCCGAAAUUAGAUACCUCAUUGGGCUCUGAGUUCAAAGGUAAAAGUGACAUUCUUCUCGUAGCGAUCCCACGUUUAUUAACACUCAGGAAGAACGAGCCUGAGAAAUAUGACAUAGAGACAAAAUCAGAAUCUUUUGAUAAUCUUAGAGAACAAAUGAAUUUGAAACUUAGGACAGAUAAUGAUAUACACAAUGGUAUUUAUCAAGACUAUUCGUGUAUUCGCGGUAACGCCGUCGCGACUUUCUCAGGAAUAAACAUUCUGGGAGGUUUUCAUCUCAACGUAUAUCGCGCGCUCAAAUUUGAAGAAAAUAUAAGUACUAUUGUAGCGGAAAUAUUUAACAGAAUUCUCCAUCCGAAAUUAUAUUUUAUACCCUACGGUCUAUUUGGCCGGGAUUCGAGAAUAUCUCGUGAAAUUUCAUUAAAAACGCAGUGGCCGAAUUACGAAAGAAACCAAAAUCUUGAUGUAAAUAUAUUUCCUUUCAUUGGUCUCGGGGUAUUCAAAUCAGAAAAAUUUGUAUUUUCGGUGCGCGUUCAACGUCAGGGCAUCGCUGCCUAUGAGUUUGAUAAAUGGAAUCAGAAAUUGGCACUUGGAUGGAUUCAAAUGCGUAAAUUAUAUCACACAGAAGUUGAUUAUAAAUCAUAUGACAAUAAAAUGGAGUGGGAGCAACUAAAAGUUCAACCGGGUGUAAUUUUAUUUGCUACGGACAGCGAUAAUAAUUUUACAGCUUUCACAAGUGACCAAGAAUAUUACACUAUUGCAAAAGAAUGUGGAGAAAUAAAAUCUUUUAUUGGACAUUUGAAAACUCGUAGUGACAAGAAAAUACUGUACUGGUUCAAUAAAUAUAAAUUUGAAUCUUUCUAUGGAAAAAAUGUUGUAAUUUCGGAAAUCGGUGUCUGUACAGACAAUGGUUUAGUUAUGCGUCAUGAAAUUAAUAAUAAUUCUGGUAAGAAAUUGAAAUUGAUAUCAAAAGACAAAGAUAUUAAUGACAAAACUGAAAGAAUGCAUUUUAAAGCUUCUUCUAAUAAACCCGGUUCAGAAACUUUUAUCCCUAGCGGCGAAGGACCGGUAACAGUUAAUUGGUAUCAGCUAGUUGAUGAAACCAUUGAGCCUAAAAUAGUUAAUUGGAAUGAUGCAAAUAAUUCUAUGUCAUUUAACUUUGACGGCGAUAAGUAUAUAAUUGAACAUCAUGGUACACAGCGUGGUCAAUAUCAUAUUGUCAGAUGCAAUGAUACAAUAAUACUCGCGGGCAAUUCGAGUAGUUUGCGUAAAGACAGUAUUACUCAUCGCGAUACAAAGAGUAGUAAAGAUAUAUUAUUCGAAAGAAAUUCUGAUACACUUAUGUAUAAACCUGAGCAAAGCUAAUUAAUUAUACAUUUAUAUGAACAUUUAAAAGAUUGAUUACAAUUAAAUUUUU